UUCAUGGAGCCGCGGAGAAGGUAAAAGGUCACACUGUGUAACGUGUCUCCAGGCUGUCGCCACACCGGUCUAUCUGCCCGGUGUCCCUGACUCACGGUACAUCCAUCUCAACAGUUCUUUGGACAAUGGCCAAAAAGCGGAGAGAAACGCCAGAAACGGACAGCUCGUCACCGGAAACGGCGGACGAGAAGUCCGACGACCGACAGCUUCUAAAAGAGAUGAAAUGGAAAAAAUGAAGAUCCCUAAAGACAUGGAUGAUGCCAAAGCUUUGGGGACGGUGUUGUCCAAAUACAAAGACACCUACUAUACCCAGGUGUUAGUGGCCUACUUUGCAACUUAUAUUUUUCUCCAGACGUUUGCUAUUCCUGGAUCGAUCUUCCUCAGCAUCCUGUCUGGUUAUCUUUACCCUUUCCCUUUGGCUCUUUUUCUAGUUUGCUUGUGCUCUGGCCUCGGCGCUUCCUUCUGCUACAUGUUGUCGUAUCUGGUGGGCAGACCUGUGGUCUACAAGUACCUGACAGAAAGAGCGCAGAAAUGGUCCCAGCAGGUUGACAAACACAGGGACCAUUUAAUCAAUUACAUCAUCUUCCUGAGAAUAACCCCCUUUCUUCCCAACUGGUUCAUCAACAUCACUUCCCCCGUCAUCAAUGUGCCUUUGGGGGUUUUCUUUGUUGGCACCUUUCUCGGAGUGGCGCCCCCAUCCUUUGUAGCCAUCAACGCCGGCACGACUCUGUACAAGUUGACCACAGCUGGCGAGGCCGUGUCCUGGAACUCCCUGGCUGUGCUCGGCGUGCUCGCCGUGCUCUCCAUCUUGCCGGUCUGCUUCCAGAAAAAACUGCGGCAGAAACUUGAGUAGGACUUUAAGACAUCUCAGCGCCGCAUCCCUCGAGCGUUUGCAGCCGUUUCUUCCUCAGCUCAGGAACAUGCAGCGGU
This is a messenger RNA of Nematolebias whitei (Rio pearlfish), 930 nucleotides long. It is a transcript of the gene tmem41b, whose product is annotated as transmembrane protein 41B. The record is from RefSeq and is a predicted model, not a curated record. Gene Ontology annotation, cellular component: endoplasmic reticulum membrane. Lineage: Eukaryota; Metazoa; Chordata; Actinopteri; Cyprinodontiformes; Rivulidae.